This is a messenger RNA of Mya arenaria, 2264 nucleotides long. RefSeq lists its product as uncharacterized. Lineage: Eukaryota; Metazoa; Mollusca; Bivalvia; Myida; Myidae. The record is from RefSeq and is a predicted model, not a curated record. The transcript has 3 exons. The coding region runs from base 139 to 1020 and encodes 293 amino acids.
GAUGACUUACUGUGCAUGCAACGCCGCGUCAGUGGCUGUUGGAUUUUGGAUUUCGACAUAGAAAUACACAUAUUCUAAGAACACUGCCAUAAAUAAUUUGGGAAAAGAGUGACGUAACUUAUUCAUUAUUAUUCAGCGAUGGGGCGGUCAUGGAAGCUGUGCCGCUUCAGUGUGGCUGUGUUGGUUGUGGUGGUGCUGGCCCAGCUUGCGGCAGUCGCAGCACCAGGCUGGCUUAUCGCCGUGGAGGGAAACCAUGAGACGCACAUAGGCCUUUUCUACAAAGUCAGGUGCGAGACGUUGAACGAGAACCGCUGCCAGACAAUUUCCUUCAGGGACGAGUACUUUAGGGACACCAGGCGUAAAGCUGAGCUCGGCAGGAAAACAAUCGCCGCUUUAGACUACAACUACAACGUCGCUGUGUGGCGGCAGGUGCUAUUGACGUCGGCCGUUGGCUGCUCCCUAGUCGCGCUUCUCGUGCAGCUUGGUCGUCGGGUGGUCGAUAAAAGGCAUGUGCGCAUCAUCAUCCUCUCCAUCGCCCUCACCGCCCUCUCAGCCGGGCUGAUGCUUUCGGUGACGUCUAGCUACAUCGUGGAUUGUAUGUACCAGAUGGAGCUGUUGUCCUUUGACACCCCCAGGGACCACACGUACCUCGCUUUCCCCUACUCCAUCGCCCUGGCCCUUGGAUCCGUCCUCCUCCAGUUCAUAGGCAUUCUCGUCCUCGGGGCUCACAUCUUUGAGCCCAAGGUCACAAUAGUCAAAAAACCACGCAGAAUGAGUAUUUCGACCGUGGAGCCCGGCUACACAGAAAAAAAAAUGCAGCCACCUCCACCGGCAGUUAAAGCCUCUGAGCAGAAUAUUCCGCCUGCUGCCAUGAUGACAACAGCAACUAGCGCCCCAAAAGCGCCGACAAAAGUAGAGUCAACUCCUUUGAUGAAGACAACUGUUAAUGUGACCAGCUCUCGAAUAAACCCACCGCAACGCAAGGGCGAUACUAGCAACAUAUUGUCGGAAAAGCUUUAGAAUGCAAGCGAAUAUACAUUUAUGUGAGAUUUUUGCUUUGACAUAAUUUAAAAUGACACUUGCCACAAAGGAAAUGAUUAAAGUGAGCGAGAAAUUAAAGUAUCAAACGGAAUGCAUUUAGUGAUUGCAUCAAUCAAACUAUAAAUCAGCCCUGUGUACGAGUAAGAAAAUCAUAGAUCAUACUAUAUAAAUGAUCAACUGCCAUCGGUUUUGAUGUUUAAUCUUAAAUCUCAAAAUUAUCAUUGACACGUCCUUGUAAAGAGGCUCUUAAGGAAUAGUAGACACAUGAAGCAAUUUGGUAUAAUGAUUAAACGGUUUUCUGACCUGUCGUGAGUAUGCUAGUCUAAUUAAGUCUCGUCAACACAACAUAUAAACAGUCGAUGAUAAAACAACAAUCAAUGCCAGCCACAAACGUACGUGAACGUCAUUUUAUCACGCACGUGGUUAACAACAGAGGAAUAAGGUACAACGAAAGUUACACUGUAAAUUUAUCAAAGAUAAAAAAAUCUCAUUUAUAUAAUAAAACAACGAUACACAUAUAUGUUCAAUUCUUUGCUGUUUUCUUAUAGUGCUAUUCGUUUGUUGACACGAGAUAAAGGUGUAUUACACAUCCUAGACCAACAUCCAACGUCUGACAUUCACUGCGGAAUAAUUAAGAAACCCUUGCCAUUUCACCUGGCACACCGUCAUAAGUUGUGCAUUUCCCGACGCCAAGAAUGACACGUAGGUUUCUGUUCUGAACCGCAUUGAUGCUUGAAGAGUUUACAUCCCAGAUAGCUGCAAUGUAAUUGAAUAAGCAAUAGAGCCAUAGUAUGCGCCAUAAGGCAUACCCCAGCCAAGGCAUACCACAGCAAAUUUAACACUUAAUCAUAAGAAGUACAAGGGCCCUGUCAGCAUUCUAAGGAAAAGGAUAUGAUGAUUGUUCCUGCCACGGAUACAGUUGGUAACUAGUACGUUGUACGUAUUGAGGACGAACGUGAACUAUGUUACUCUAAGUAUUAUACAGUUUGGUUUAAAGCUAACAGAAGAAUGCCAUUUACAUAUAAUUGUGCAAUGUAUGCCAUCUACGAAUGUAUCCAAUAAUAAUGGGAACAUCGUUCAACGUUAUCUUAGACAUGGAGAAAUAAUCUGAACAAAAGAACUGACGGUGUGCGACAUAACAGCUUGAAAUAUUUUACCAGGUAUUCUUAUGGCCUCAUUGAUCCCUAUACAUACGAAUCUUGAAUAAAUGAAUAAAAGCUGCA